AUGUGGGCAAACUUGUCUUCAUGGAUGCCAAGGAGAGAGGUGGCUCCUCAAUCAGCAGGAGAAAAUAGUAGGUUUCCUGGACGUGGAAGGACAUUAGGUGCAACCCAAACAGAAACAGUCUCCAGUAAUGCUUCUCCUGACUCAACCCUACAAACAAGACUCUUAGAAAGUGGCAAUAGCCCUGUUCAUCCUUCAACUCAGGAAGCAAUUGCAAGAAAUGAUAGAAGGCAGGGAGGGAUAAAUACAGAUGCCACAGCAGCAGUAAGUGUUGUAUCGGAUGAAGAUAUCCAAAAGGUUGUGGUAAUGGGUUUUGAUAAGAUAUCUGAGGAAAGCACUGGUCCUCCACCAACAGAUGAAAUGAGUAUAGAAGAGGAGAGUACUUGGAUUCUUCAUCAACUUCAAACGGGUGUGGUAUUGUUUGGCCGAGGAGGCGAUAGAACAACCGAAGAAGGGCAUGGCCUGGUAAUAGUUAAGGAUGACAUCAUGCGGUUUUUAGAAUUUAUGCAUGUCCAGAAAUUAGAUGUACCAUUUAUUACUAUGUAUAGGAAAGAGGAGUGCAUGAGCAUUUUUAAGGAUCCAGAGGCUCAAGAUGACAAGGAAAGUGAAAAAAAAUCUGAGAAAAAACCCACACUGAGGUGGCGCUAG
Molecule: messenger RNA, 645 nt
Organism: Lactuca virosa
Lineage: Eukaryota; Viridiplantae; Streptophyta; Magnoliopsida; Asterales; Asteraceae
Source: the annotation of a GenBank genome assembly